AUGAAGUUGUCCGGAUCAUCCAAAAUGCUACUAAUUACUCUUACUAUGGCAGAACUGUUUAUCGAACAUCACCGACUCAUCCGUGGUCGAAAUGCGUAUCGACUGAAAACUGAAAAGAUAAUUUUACAAGAAAUUCAUGAUGGGAUAUGUGGAGCUCAUGAGGGGGCUUCCACAAUAGCAAGGAAAAUAAUGCUACAAGCGCACCCCCAGACCAAUGGAAUAAUAGAAGUCACCAACCGAACUCUGAUUCAAGGGAUCAAAAAAAGGUUGGACGAAGCAAAAGGGAAUUGGGUGGAUGAACUAUACAGUGUCCUAUGGGCAUAUAGCUACACAUCAAUAAAAAAAACAGGCGAGACGCUUUUUAGACUAGCAUAUGGAAUAGAAGCUAUAAUUCUAGUAAAAAUUGGAAUGCCAAGAAUAAGAGUAAACUACAUGGAAGAAUCAUCAUAUGAAGAAAAAAUAAGACGCUGUCUCGAUCUGCUUGAGGAGAGAAGAAACCAAGCCGAAGCCUACAAGAAACAAGUUGCUCAAUAUCAUAACAGAAAAGUCAAGCCAAGAAAGUUUGAAAAAGGAGACUUGGUCCUAAGAAACGCUGGGAUUGAAAGAGGCAACGCUAGAUCAAAAACAAUCCAGCCUAAGUGGGAAGGACCCUAUAUAUUUGAAGAAACUAUUAAAAUAGGAGCUUACAAGCUGAAAACACUAGAAAGAUUGCUGGUACCGAGAUACUGGAACAUCGAACAUUUGAAGAAAUGUUAUCAUUAA
Mercurialis annua (annual mercury) is the source of this 762-nucleotide messenger RNA. RefSeq lists its product as uncharacterized. Gene Ontology annotation, molecular function: nucleic acid binding. The transcript has 2 exons. Bases 1 to 762 code for a protein of 253 amino acids. Lineage: Eukaryota; Viridiplantae; Streptophyta; Magnoliopsida; Malpighiales; Euphorbiaceae. The record is from RefSeq and is a predicted model, not a curated record.